AUGAAACCCAUAGAAAAGAUCAACUGGCUGACCGUAGCAGUCCGCAAUCUCGUCUUGCGUUUCACUUCUCGACUUGGGAACUGCUGCCGCUCUAACCGCAAAAAGGAGUCUCUCCUCCCCAUCACCUACAACCAUGAACCUCGUCCCGCGUUCUCAGACCGCCAUCUCGCGCACCUACGCGACUGGCAGAAACCCCCCAUUUCCUCGGGCGGAAUCCUUCCUCUCCGUCUCGGUCAGCCAAAAGCCCAAUAUCCGCCCCACCCUCCCAUGAUAAACCUACAGAUCCCAGCCCUCGCCGUUCCUGAAAAUUCUCACCAGCCCCAACGCCCGUACCACAAGAUCACCUGGCAGCAAUUCCAAGACCGCAAGCGUGAUCGUGACCCCAUGGCUGAUGAGUAUCAUCGCCGUGUCCGUGAGAACUGGCAGCCUAGUAAGCCGCUAAACUACGCGUACUGGAAACAGUACGGCGAGGAAAUGGAAGCGCGCAAGACGGUCUGGGAGAAGGUAAAGGAUAAAUGGUUUAAGCGCUUUCCUAGCAAAGAGCGUGAGAUUGAGUUCUUUUAA
Molecule: messenger RNA, 564 nt
Organism: Plenodomus lingam JN3
Lineage: Eukaryota; Fungi; Ascomycota; Dothideomycetes; Pleosporales; Leptosphaeriaceae
Source: RefSeq, a predicted model, not a curated record